Messenger RNA from Megalobrama amblycephala (Wuchang bream), 6655 nucleotides. Its product is annotated as collagen alpha-6(VI) chain-like. The record is from RefSeq and is a predicted model, not a curated record. The transcript is spliced from 36 exons. Bases 74 to 5446 code for a protein of 1790 amino acids. Gene Ontology annotation, biological process: extracellular matrix organization. Gene Ontology annotation, molecular function: extracellular matrix structural constituent conferring tensile strength; serine-type endopeptidase inhibitor activity. Lineage: Eukaryota; Metazoa; Chordata; Actinopteri; Cypriniformes; Xenocyprididae.
GUUUCUCAUUCAGAGUCUUCCAUUUGGACUCGUCCCUUCGGUGACUGGGUUCUGUGGAACAAGGAUCUCAAGCAUGGAGAAGGAGUGGAGAUUACUUGGAUUCCUUAUUCUGUCAUUAUGUUUUCUUGUCAGCAAUGGCCAAAAACGUGUCUGUACACAGGAGACUGUGGCUGACAUUGUAUUCCUGGUGGACGGCUCUGCCAGUAUUGGGCUGGAAAACUUCCAACAAAUCCGUGACUUCCUCUCUAUUCUCGUACAGAACUUUGAAGUUGCUCGUGACAGGAUCAGGAUCGGUCUGGUUCAGUACAGUGACGCACCGCAUACUGAGUUUUCACUCAACACUUAUCAGAAAAAAGAGGAAAUUCUCAACCACAUCCAAAAUUUGCAUUAUAAAACCGGCGGGACAAAUACCGGCCUGGGUUUGGAGUUCAUUCUGGAACAGCAUUUUGUUGAAAAGGCCGGAAGUCGAGCACAACAGAAUGUUCCUCAGAUUGCCGUUGUUAUCACAGAUGGUGAUUCUCAAGAUGAGGUUGAGUCACAUGCUCAGGAGCUGAGGGACAGGGGGAUCAAAAUAUUCGCCAUCGGGAUCAAAGAUGCAAACGAAGCGUUACUGAGACAGAUCGCAAAUGAGCCAUAUGAUCAGCACGCCUACAGCGUAUCAGACUUUGCAGCUCUGCAGGGAAUCUCUCAGAGUGUAAUUCAGGAGCUGUGUAACACUGUAGAGAAAAAACACAAAGAGGUCAUCCUGAUGUCAAAAGAAUGCAAGACACCUGAACUGAUUGAUAUAAUCUUCCUUGUGGAUGCCUCUGGUAAUCCCAAUAAAGUUGGUUUCCAGGAAUUUAUAAGCUUAAUGGCAUAUGUGGUGAACAAAUCUGUGGUUGGAGAAAGACGGGUACGAUUUGGCGUCAUCACCUACUCUGACAGCCCUCAAUCUGAGUUUACCCUGAAACAGUUCAAAAGUCAGGCUGAUGUUCUGAGGAUUAUCUCAAACCUCAAACCUUCAGGGGGAAGAAGAAACACGGCCCAGGCCCUUAACUAUACACUCUCCUUCUUUGGCGAAACACAUGGUGGACGACGGGCGAAGAAUGUACCCCAAGUGCUGUUUCUGAUUACAGAUGGCAAGGUUAAUGACCCGAGUGGACUGGAAACAUGGCCUGAAUCCCUGGCAAAUUCAGAAGUCAACUUUUUUGCUCUUGGUACUGAAGAUGCCGAUGAGGUCCAGCUAAGGGAGAUGGCGGGAGAGAAAGGAAGAGUGCACUAUGCAAGCACCUACCAGGAUCUGCGUGGACUACAAGAAACAAUCACCCAAGAGCUCUGCAAUCUUACCAAACCAAUUUGUGAGAAGGAGGUAUCAGACCUUGUUUUUUUAAUUGAUGGAUCAGAGUCUAUUGAGGAACGAAGUUGGAAUAUUCUCAAACAAACCAUGAUUAACAUCGUGAAAGAACUGCAUAUUGCUGAAGACAAGUGGCGAGUGGGUGUCGCCCAGUUCAGUGAUAAACUCUUGCAUCAAUUUUACCUGAACACAUACACUAGUUUUGCAGAAGUGGAGCAAGCUAUAAACAAUAUUGUGCAACAAAAGCAGGGCACAAAUACUUGGGGCGCUCUGAAAUUAAUUAGAUACUACUUCACAAAAGAGAAUGGAUCCAGAAUAGAUGAAGGAGUCGCUCAGAAUCUCCUGCUGAUCACAGAUGGACAAGCUAAUGAUGAAAAAGACUUGAAUGCAUUAGCUUAUCUCAGAAACAAGAGCAUAACAAUAACUGUUAUUGGGGUUGGCAAUGAAAUACAAAAAUCUGAGCUGCGUGAAAUAGCUGGAUUACCUGAUUGGGUCCUCAUUGAGACUUUCGAAACCCUUGAACUGAAGACAACCAUAAGGAAAGUGUUACAUUUCCUCUGUGGAGACCAAAGACGACCUCCUGAACAUUAUUGCGAUUUUGACAUUGCCUUUGGGUUUGACGUGUCCAGACAAUCAACGCAACCUCUGUUGAGACCUCAGGUGGAACAGAUAGUUACUGCAGCCAUCCACAGUAUCUCCAUGAUGGGUGAUCUAUGCUGUGUCAAAACGGACAACAUUAAAACUAGAUUUGGCUAUAGGCUAGUGUCUGCACGAGAUGGCAGAGUUCUGCAUAAUUUUAGCUUUGAGAAGUACAACGAGGAUGUGGUCAGUGAAGUGAUGUUACUGAGACCUACGGAGCCCCUGGCCUUCAACAAGUUUCUGUUAGAUUCCUUCAAAGACAUGUUUAUCAACUCCAACGCCAAGGCAAAGGUUUUAAUACUCUUUACAGAUGGUUUGGAUGUUAGCAUUCAGCGUUUAAUGGCGAGUUCACAGAGACUUAAGCAAAGUGGGGUUGAUGCACUGCUGAUUGUGUCUUUGGAGGGAAUAAUGGAUGUUCACCAGCUGGAGUUUGGCAAAGGUUUCAGCUACAUGCAGCCACUGACCAUCAACAUGCUUAAUUUAGGCAAUGCUCUUAUGAAACAGAUUGAAACAGUAGCGCUGAGGAAAUGCUGUGAUGUGUUUUGUUCAUGCACUGGUGUACCUGGACCACAAGGAAACUCUGGAAGACCGGGUCAAAAGGGCUCUACUGGUCAGAAUGGUCAUCCUGGAUUUCCAGGAGAUGAUGGUAGUGUGGGAGAGCGAGGACCACCAGGGCUGAAUGGAACUCAGGGACACAAAGGUUGCCUUGGAAACAGAGGAAUCAAGGGCCAGCGAGGCUACAAUGGAAAUAAAGGAGAAGAUGGGGAGAACGGGCUGGAUGAAGUGGAUGGAGAACAGGGCGAUGCUGGUCUACCUGGGCUUCCAGGACCUAAAGGAGACCCGGGCAGUGCUGGUGUGAAGGGUUUCAAAGGGAGUCCUGGAACUAAGGGACACAGCGGUCUAAGAGGAGAUCCUGGCACACCAGGAAUAGACAACAAUACUCCAGGUCCAAAAGGCGAGAGAGGAGAUACUGGACUCCCGGGUGACCAGGGGACUCUUGGACCCUCAGGCAGACCUGGAGAUAAGGGUGAUCCUGGUGCUCCAGGAAGAAAAGGUUCACAAGGAUCCCUGGGUGAAUCUUUAAAUAAAAAAGGAGAAGCUGGACAGCCAGGGCCUCCUGGUUACCCUGGACCAGUGGGACCACCAGGUAUAAAUGGGUCUCAAGGAGAAGAUGGUCCUUCAGGUGUACCUGGAAUUCCGGGUCCCUUUGGCCCUCCUGGAGCUAAAGGUUCAAAGGGAGGUCGAGGACCCAGAGGGCCACGGGGUCUACCGGGUGAAACAGGGAUCAAGGGAGCGCUGGGGCCAGAAGGAUUCGAAGGGCCUCCGGGACAAGAUGGCAGAGAUGGGUAUGGACCUGCUGGGCCCAAAGGACACAAGGGAAACAAAGGAUACUUUGGCCUCCCUGGUUUGCAGGGUGACGAUGGUACCAAAGGAUCCAGUGGAAGUAAAGGACACAAAGGUUAUCGAGGAACACGGGGGAACAGUGGUCGUCCGGGUAUGCCAGGUGCUCCAGGAGAAAAUGGGAUGGACGGACACCGGGGUGAGAAAGGACUUCCUGGGAUCAAUCCGAUGCCUGAAUGUGACCUGGUCAAAUACAUACGCAAGACUUGUGCUUGCUGCGCUGGAAAGCAUUUGCAGUGUCCAGUUUACCCCACAGACCUGGUGAUAGCCUUGGACAUGUCUAUAGGUGUAUCUUCUGAUGUGUUCGAGCGGAUACGUUCUGCUGCACUCUCCUUACUGGAAGACAUUUCCAUUGCUGAAACAAAUUGUCAAUGGGGAGCUCGGGUAUCUGUGAUCUCUUACAACAACGAGUCCAGGAACCUGAUCCGUUUUGCGGACCACCAUAAGAAGAAGACCCUUCUGGAAGCUCUAAGAGCAAUCGCUAAAGAGAGAACCACAAAAAACAGGGACAUAGGACAAGCCAUGCUCUUCGUGGCACGGAACAUCUUCAAACGAGUCAGAAAGGGCAGACUUAUGAGGAAGGUGGCUGUGUUCAUCACAAACGGGCCAACGAAUGAUGAAUCAAGACUCGCCACAGCAAUGCUGGAGUUCAAGGCAGCAGACAUUGGCCUCGGAGUGAUCGCUUUACGACCUGCUGAUGAUGUGAGCCGAGCAAUGCAGGUUGACGACACGAAAAGCUACAUUAUUGUUGAUGGCAGAGAAGUGAAUCGCAUUAAAAAGUGCCUCAUUUGUUUUGAUUGCUGUAACCCAGACCCAGAGUGUGGUAUAAUUCUGCAGCCGCAACCUCUACAGAUGGACUUGGACCUGUCUUUGCUGCUGGAUGGGUCUAAUAACCUGAACACUCAACAGUAUUCAGAUGCGAAGGAGCUUCUUCUGUCUCUGUUGGACCGGAUCGGCGUGAGCAACGAGCCGAGCAGAGCGGACGGGAAAACCAGAUUGGCCGUCUAUCAGCAGAGCUCUGUUUACGGCUCCUCUUACAUCAACGAGGAGUUCAGCUUCACCAAGUUUAAAGAUCGCAGUAUCAUGAAGCAGCAUAUUACUAGUACAGUGAAGCAAAUGGGCGGGACAUCCCAUCCUGAGUUUGCUUUGGAGUGGCUGAUUACUAACAUUAUCCUUAAAGCAGAAAGACCACGAAGCAAACGAAUGGUUGUGGCUGUUUUUGGUGAAAACUCUAAGCACAGCAAAGCUCAGCUGGAUUAUUUGUCUAGAUUAUGUAAGUGUCAGAAUGUUGUUAUGUUUGUCCUCAUGGCGGGACACAGAUUCGACUGGACCCGGAUGCAGGAGCUCACCAACUCUCCUCUGGAGCAACACCUGGUAUUCCUGGAUGACAGAGAGUACGCCACACGCUUUGUUUACGCCUUCCUGCAGAUGUUCCACAGAGGAAUCUUGCCCCAGUCACUGAUAGAUACCCGUGAUUGUCGUGGUUUUGUGCCGAGGCCUGUUGGAUUUGGACAACGAACCACAGAGAGAGAUAUUCUGCCCACUAUUCUGUCCACUGAAGGGCCCAUCACAACAGAAGAACCUCUGGAGGAAUAUGAUGUUUAUGAUGAGAAAAACGCAGAACCAACUGCUGAAGCUUAUCAACUUCAGUUCACUGAACGUUUUACAGAAGAUCACACCGAGCCUCCAAAGACUAAAGCAGCACGGUGUUUCCUUGAGAGAGAUUCUGGCCGUGUGUGUGCAUCGUAUGUGUCCAGAUGGUACUACAGCCAGAAGACUAAGAAAUGCAUGCACUUUUGGUACGGUGGUUGUGACGGAAAUGAAAACCGAUUCUUGACAGAGGAAGAGUGCUAUAGGGAGUGUGGGUCCUCGGACAUUUGCCAGCUUGAGUAUGACGCAGGAACUUGCUCAAACUUUACAGUGAAAUGGCACUUCAACGCCAGCAGUGGUGAAUGCGCCGCGUUCUGGUAUGGAGGCUGUGAAGGGAACAGCAACCGGUUCAACACACAGAAGGACUGUGAGAAUCACUGUCUCCGGGUCAAAAAAGUAUCUCCUAACAUAUCUAAACUGUGAUAUCUAAUGAAUUUCCAAUGAAUGCCGAAUACAUUUAUCUACAUUUGGCAGCUUCUGUAUUCAUUACCAUAUUCUGAUCAUUAAUUGUCAAAUGGACAGUCAGUCUUGAAGUUUUAGCUAAAUGUAUUUGAACAGAUUUAGUUAAUAAAGGCCCAAAGAUUUAACAGCUGAUGUGAAGGACCUUAAUUUGGAAAAGGAACAACUGUUUAUUUGAUUACAAGAGCAGAAUUUGUUUAAAGGUGAAGUAUGUAAGUUAUACAUAAUUAGCUACACCAGAAAUAAUUGCAAACAUAAUGAUUCAGCCAAACUCAGGCCAUUGGCACAGACAAUGUUGUUGGACAGCUUAAAUGAAACCUUUAACUUAAACUUUUUUUAAUCACAUUUAUAUAACCUGUAUUUCACAAAAUUCCUUGAGUUGUACUGGCCAUGCUUUUUUAAACCCAUGACCUUGCUAUUGCUUGUGAUAUUGUCUACUGUUUGGCUGUAGCUCAAAACCCAAGUACUGAUAUUGAUAUUUUUUAUUUUUCCUCCUAAAAAGGGUUUCUGUAAAGCCAUUGGAUAUAAAAAUAAAUUAUUUACAUUUUUUGGGGAUGCUGGCCCAUUUUACAUCACUAAACAUUGGGAAUUGAGAAAAAACAUUAAUAGGUAAAACAUUAUUGGACAUCCAAAACAGUAAGUGUUAGUAUGCAUGCCGGGAAACGUGUCAAUUAAAUAUGUAUCCCUCUUACUAUUUUGUCCAAUAUUUCUGUGCAUUAUUUAUUUGUAUGCUUACUAGAGUGUCGUGCCAUUAUCUUCCCAAUGAGGAGCUGUUUUUGUGUGAUGCUCAGAGUUGCUGCCUAUGUAGAGUGUUCCAAAUCAGUCAUUUAUGAAGUUCUGCUUCAGUUAGGCUGCAGUCUUACAAGGCAUCUGCUUAUAUAGGCAGGUUUUGUAACAUGGGUGUCUUUGAUUACUGUGUUGAUUCUCCUCCAGAUCGUUGUAACCCAGACCCAGAAGGAGGGAACUGAGAUGUCACAUUGGAACGUUUCGACGUAAUGGGAUCUCGCAUGAGGGCCCUAUCACCUUCGAGUAUAAAUUAAAUGAGCCAAUGCACAUUGGUGUGCGAGAUUUGCAUUGCACGCUCCACCCCGCAGAGCAGGUUUAAAGACGGAAGCGGGAGCAAAAUUCAGGUUUUCACUGAGGUGACCCAGUGCUCAGCGGUGGUACAGCAAC